Messenger RNA from Cimex lectularius (bed bug), 1091 nucleotides. RefSeq lists its product as uncharacterized. NCBI's taxonomy places the organism in Eukaryota, Metazoa, Arthropoda, Insecta, Hemiptera, Cimicidae. The transcript has 6 exons. The record is from RefSeq and is a predicted model, not a curated record. The coding region runs from base 60 to 1091 and encodes 343 amino acids.
CACUAUCGAUUGUUAAGCCGUGUCCGUCGCCGACUCGCCGUUGUCGAGACCGGUCGAAAAUGGACUCGAACGUCCUCAGCCUCGAUUCCAUCCGGGAUUUCAUGGUUUUGAAGGGCGGACGAGUGACAAACCACGAGUUGGUUCAACAUUUCAAAGAAGUACUGACAGACCCGGUAACAAGAGAUGAGGCGCGUAUUAGGUUCAAGGAAUACAUCAACACCCUCGCCACACUCACAAGAGAUUCGGAAGGAGGAAAGCAGCUUGUGCUCAAAAAACGAUUCCGUAUGUCACAUCCGGAGCUGCAGUCCGGCUCGACAUCGCCUGCGAUUCCGUCGUCUCUUCCCAUCUCGCCUCUUCAAGCACCGAGUUUAAACUUGCAGUAUCAGCCCGUGUACCACACAUCACAUGACUCUAUAGACAGCCUGGUCUCUCCGCUGCGGCACACGUACCGUCGUCUUUCCCAGGACUCGCUCGGGUCAUAUUCCCUGAAGUCCCCGGUCACUCCUACCUUGACGACACCUACUUAUAAAGGACCUAUCGCCGCUCCGAUCGGCCUGAAGAGGAACAUAUCACAAGACUCUGUGUUCGGAUCUUCGAUUUUCGAAGCGUCGACUUCCUCGAUGAAAGAAGCAGACCCUCCUCCGGUUCCUCCGCGGAGGAAGAGCAGCGACAAAAUGCGAUUGGACUACCCACCAGAAGAGCAAAAACCGGUUGAAUCGGCUGUUGUGCCAAGCAGCGCGCCGCCUCCUCAGGAGACCCUUCCGACUGAUAUUGAGAACAAGGAAAAUGUAGCGGACGAAAACAAGAUAAGCGUGAAGGAGCGGAUGCAGAAGUUUGAUAGAAUGGCCUCGGAAAGCGCACUCAACAAAACUUCUCUACAGAACAACAAUAGCAAGAAGAGACACGAAAGGGUCGACAAAGACGAGGAUGACAGUGGAUCUGUCGCUCUGCUCGAUGGAAAAAGCAAGGAAUGGAUAGUGAAAUGCGCCCAGUGCGACUACCAGGCGAUAGUGAAAAUGGCAGCUGAAAAUCCUAAACUUAUUAAACUCAAGGUAAGAAUUUUCAAUAGCCAAAUUUUAAGUCUGUUUUAG